AUGUACAGCGAAGGAGAUAGAUCGCCUUUUUAUCAAAACUGCGUAAAGAGUUGCCUGAAAGCUAAUUGUACUGAUGGGGGAAGAUCAUUUACACCAAGUGCAGCUAAGCAACUUGAGUUGUCCAGUCAGAUAUUUUUAUGGAACUGUAGAGAUGAAUGCCGUUACCAUUGUAUGUGGCGUACAGUGCAGGGCUUUCAAGAAAGGGGUUACCAAAUACCAAAGUUUCAUGGCAAGUGGCCGUUUAAAAGAAUUCUGGGCGUGCAAGAGCCGGCGUCGGCAUUCUCUUCGCUUUUGAACUUAGCAGCACAUGUCUACAUGCAUGCCGAGAUGACUCGGCAGUUCCCUGUGGACCGCACUCCGAUAGUACUCUUUUGGCAUUUCUUUGCUGCAGUAUGCAUGAAUGCAUGGAUUUGGUCCAUUAUUUUCCACACCAGAGACAACCCCUUCACCGAGUUCAUGGACUAUGCUUGUGCGCUCUCUAUGGUUAUGAUUUUGUUUGUAGCUGCUAUUGUCAGAGUUUUCCAUAAAAGAAGGAAAACUGUAGCUGUGAUUCUAGUUUUAUCAGUCUUGUACUACGUGGAACAUGUGCGCUACCUGUAUUCCGAGAGUGUGGACUAUGAUUACAACAUGGUCGUGAAUAUAUUCUUUGGAGUGGCGGGCUGCGGGGUGUGGGCGCUGUGGGCGGGCGCGCAGGUCGCUGCGGGGCGUAGCUACGCGUGGCGCGCGCUGGCCUUCGUGGCUGGGUCGGGCGCCGCGCUGGCGCUCGAGCUGCUGGACUUCCCGCCGCACCUCCACGCCUGGGACGCGCACGCGCUCUGGCACCUGGCCACUGCACCACUUGUCCCGCUCUUCUACAGAUUUGUGAUAGACGACUUGAAAUACACACAAAAAGCACAGGGAAGCGGAAAGAAUGAUUAUAAAUUGACAUAA
Parnassius apollo (apollo) is the source of this 930-nucleotide messenger RNA. The record is from the annotation of a GenBank genome assembly. Lineage: Eukaryota; Metazoa; Arthropoda; Insecta; Lepidoptera; Papilionidae.